AUGGGCCUGGGCCUCGCGCCCUGGGGUGUCCCUCCGCCGGAGGCCGGUGGCGCUGCUGCCCCUCCUCCUCCCGGCGCUGCCGCUGGGCUUCAUCUGUGGGCGCGCCACUACGGCCUGCCCCAAUUCCCUCCGCCGCCGCCGCCAUCCGCCGCCGCCGGUCCUCCCGCCCUCGCCCCUCUACCCACCGGCCAGUCCCAGCAGCAGCGGCAGCAGGGCGAGCAGGGUCGGCGGCCUCUGCCGCACCACCACGCGUUCCCGCCUAUGCCCCCGUCAAGCGGCAGGGGCCUGCACAGCCCGCUGGCGACCCCCAAUUUUCCGCUGCCCAUGUCCACGACCACCACCACGACGUCGACGUCGACGUCGGGCUCGCCAUCGGGUCCGUCGCCCGCCUUCCCGCCCUCGCCCGGCGGCACCGCCACCAGCGGCGGCGUCUCCUUCCCCGGACUCUACGGCGACUCGGCGGCCGGAUCGGGCGACGGCCCGGCAGGCAUGACGACGACGACGAUGCUGAACAUGCCCGUGCGCCUGCCCCUGCCCCACAACAUAGAACCCUCCGCCUUCUUUCCUUCCUUCUCGCCCACCGCCGCCGCCUCCUCUUCCUCCUCGGCACCGGCUUCGUUCUUUUUGACGUCUUCCUCCUCGCCGUCUUCCUCUCACAUGCGGCCUACGUCGUCAUCGCCCUCGUCGUCGUUUGCGGCGUCGGCGGGGCCGCUCCGCGCCGCACCCGAGGACGACCGUCGCGGUACCCACAGCUGGAAUGAAGAGGACCACCGCCGCCGCCACCGCCAACAACAGCAGCAGCAGCAGCAGCGGUGGCCACCAGAGAGUGAGACGAGCCCAGCGGCGGCGGCGGCGGCAUCAUCGUCGGGCGGGCUCGGGGUGCAGGGCAAGCACGAGGAGCCAACGCGCGCCUCCGCGCGGCAGGCGAACGGCGAUUGGGGACCGGUGGGAGCCCGUCGUGGCCCCAUGAAGCUCGAACAAGUAGCGAAUGAAGAGAUCUCCGACGACACAGCGGAGGCCAAAGGAGGACGACGAGCUGCUGCUGCUGCUGCAGCAGCAGCGGCGGCGGCAUCGGACGAUGACGACUACGAGGGCGGCCAUGGGCGCGGAGAAGAGCAGGAGCAGGAGCAGGAAGAGGAGAACGGGCGCCAGGAGGACGAUCGGCGGCGUGGCGGGGGCGGCGGGGAGGCGUUGGGCCGGCGCGGGGGAGACGCGGAGGAGCUGCUGCGGAGCAUCAUGGGCGAGCUGCGGGCCAUCAAGCGGUCCAACACAGAGCUCAAGGACGACCAGCGGCUCAUGCAGGCCGAACUCGAACGCCUGCGCCACGAAAACGCCCUCCUGCGCCAGACCUCCUCCUCCUCCCACCGCCGCCACCACCUCUCUCCACCCCCUUCCUCCUCCUCCUCCUCUCCGCCCACGCCCACCACCCCCGCCGCCGCCACGUCGGGCUGGGUGCACAAGCCGAUGAGCGGGAGCGCCGCAGAUCCGGCGGAUCCCGCCGCGCCGUCGCGUCUCUCGCCCUCGUCGUCGGCCGGCGGGGGUCUCGACUCGGCGUCGCUGCCGUUCGUGAUCAAGGACGCCCUCAAGCCCUUCGCCAUCCUCAAGAAGGUGGGCAACGACGGCUUCUUCAUCCUCGCCAACCACGCCUUCUGCGCCCUCUACCGAUACACCCUCGCGGAGCUGGUGGGCCAGAGCUGGCGGAUCCUGAUCCCGGCCAAGGAGCAGAUCGCCAUCUGGACCAACUUCUCGCCGCUCCUCCACGACACCGACAAUCCCGCCCGAGUGUCCGACGUCCUCAGCAUGCAAGCGCACCACCGCACGAAGGAGGGCGUCGAGUUCGAGACGGUCACGCACCACCAGAUGUUCUACGACGAAUGCGGCCGGCCCUACUGGGACGUGAUCUACAUCGACAGCUACCGCUUCCCCUCCCGGUUUGGCAGUCCCUCGCGCAAGGCCGAGAAGGACCGUCAUCAGGCCCCGCGUGCCCGAGACGCAAGCAGCGCGGCGGCAUCGUCGUCAAUGGGAGGGGAGGAGGAGGAGGAGCCGUAA
Molecule: messenger RNA, 2049 nt
Organism: Acanthamoeba castellanii str. Neff
Lineage: Eukaryota; Discosea; Longamoebia; Acanthamoebidae
Exons: 5
Coding region: 1-2049 (682 amino acids)
Source: RefSeq, a predicted model, not a curated record